Ostrea edulis (European flat oyster) is the source of this 1529-nucleotide messenger RNA. RefSeq names its product cyclin N-terminal domain-containing protein 1-like. Gene Ontology annotation, cellular component: site of double-strand break. Lineage: Eukaryota; Metazoa; Mollusca; Bivalvia; Ostreida; Ostreidae. Gene Ontology annotation, biological process: reciprocal meiotic recombination. The transcript is spliced from 8 exons. The record is from RefSeq and is a predicted model, not a curated record. Bases 93 to 1016 code for a protein of 307 amino acids.
ACAGAAUGCAUAUAAACAAACGAUGUUGCAGACGAUAUUUAGGCCUCUAUUAUAAUUUGAUACAGAAGUUGAAGUUUUAGAUAUAUCGAGAUAUGGAGAGAGGAAUAUUUGCCUCCCCUGUAGAGCCCCUGUUUAAUCAUGAACAUGCCUUAGAGACAGAAAUUCUGCAAGAUUGGUUGAUAAAUCUAGCAGAAAAGAAUGCCAAACACAUAGACCAAGCACAUUCAAAACAGGGGAUAUUUAAGCAAGUGAAUGCUGUGGAAACCAUCAUGUAUGCAGCUGAAAAACUGAAAAUAGCUCAUGAAGCAAAAUAUCUUGCUAUUGAGUUAUUUGACAGAUUUCUAUACCAUCACCUUCAAGAUCUGCGGGAUCAUGUUCUGAAGUUGCCAAGGAAAAGACAACUAAAAGAAUGGGUUGGUCUUCAGGAGGGCGUGUCAAACCAAGUACUGCUUCGCAUUGUGUCAUGUUGUCAGAUAGCCAGCAAACUAACAUCUCAUUACAAGGCAUUCUUGUUUCAGGUUGUUUCCAUCAACAGAGCUAAGAGGUUUCUUUGUGAAUGUGGUUAUCGCUAUGCUUCAGAGAGUUUGCUGCAGUCAGAACUGAGAGUACUAAAGACUCUGAAAUUUCAAGUGACAGAACCAUCACCUAUUGUGUAUAUAGAAACUUUACUUGAAAUCUUAGGUUGCAAUAAUACCAAAGUAGAAGUGAAAACAUACUACUAUGUUGCAGUAAAACUUCUGGAUUUGUUGUAUUUGAAGUAUCACACCUUUUACAAGAUCAUAUUUGAAGUUACCAGUUCAUCGAAGAUACAAUCUUUGGAACAAAAGAGGAAAUUCAAGAAAGUUAAGGCUGACCAACUUCUGCUAGCGGCUGCGAUUAUAGGUGGCUCUGUCUUCAUGGUCCAACAAGACAAAGCUGACGAGAUGAUUGAAGAACUGGGUAGGAUCACACGAAUUUCUCAGAAUGACAUCAUAGACUUCACUUCUGUUUUGAUUCAGUUGGUGGAAGAAGAGUAAAUGCAUUGAAACAACAUCAAUAUAGAGGCAGAUUGACUUAUACAUGUAUAAUGCCAUUGUAAUAUUUAUUUACUCUGUGCAUGUUCCCAAAUUGGAACAAAAAGUAUUGAAUUUGUUACUGUUUCUCUGUUAUUGGUAGAGUACUGCAUUUUACUGUACAUUUGGAAUAUUUUUUUUAUCAUAAGCAUCUGUGUUUAACUUACAACUGCCUUAUCAAGCCAAUGAAAGUACAUUUACAAUAUGUGUAUCAAUCACUUCAAGCAAGUAAAAUAUGCCUUUCAUCUGUGAUAUAAACUCUAGUUAUUUACAUGUACCCAAGAAAAUACUUUACUUUUUUUUUUAUAUAUGCAUUGAUAGACUGUGAUUUUCCUGUGCAAUGUCAACCAUGCCUUUAUUAAAGGAAUUCUUCAUGCGAGAUGCAAUCAAUGGCUAAGUUAGAAUUUGUAAAUUUUAUAUGUUCAUUUUCCAGAACCAGUUUGUUAUACAAUGUAUUAAUAAAAUUACUUCCUUUCA